Messenger RNA from Lagopus leucura (white-tailed ptarmigan), 1226 nucleotides. RefSeq names its product cytochrome P450 2J2-like. The annotation marks the transcript as partial. The record is from RefSeq and is a predicted model, not a curated record. Gene Ontology annotation, cellular component: cytoplasm; intracellular membrane-bounded organelle. The transcript is spliced from 6 exons. Gene Ontology annotation, biological process: xenobiotic metabolic process. Gene Ontology annotation, molecular function: iron ion binding; heme binding; oxidoreductase activity, acting on paired donors, with incorporation or reduction of molecular oxygen, reduced flavin or flavoprotein as one donor, and incorporation of one atom of oxygen. NCBI's taxonomy places the organism in Eukaryota, Metazoa, Chordata, Aves, Galliformes, Phasianidae.
CUGGAGGAGCGGAUCCAGGAGGAGUGCCGGUUCCUCACGGAUGCGUUCAGGGAUGAGCAGGGAAAUCCUUUCAAUCCUCACCUUAAAAUCAACAGUGCUGUUUCAAACGUUAUCUGCUCCAUCACCUUCGGCAAUCGGUUUGAAUACCAUGAUGAGGACUUCCAAAACUUGCUGCGGCUGAUGGAUGAGACUGUUACCCUCCAUGGGAAGAUAAUGAGCCAGCUGUACAAUGCUUUCCCCUCCAUAAUAAAGUACUUCCCAGGAUCUCACCAAACCAUUUUUGAAAACUGGAGACUCAUGAAAGGUUUUGUGAAAGAGAAGAUCAGCAAACAUAAGGAAGACCUGAACCCCUCAGAGAGCCGAGACUUCAUCGACAGCUACCUGCAGGAGAUGGCCAAGCCCAAUGGCAGUGAUUUCUGCGAGGAUAACCUGGUUGCAUGCACUCUCGACCUGUUUUUUGCUGGGACUGAGACCACCUCCACAACCAUCCGCUGGGCCCUGCUGUUUAUGGCCAUAUAUCCAGAGAUUCAAGCCCGUGUGCAAGCAGAGAUUGAUGCUGUCAUUGGGCAGACACGGCAGCCAGCCUUGGAGGACAGGGACAAGAUGCCCUACACCAAUGCCGUCAUCCAUGAAGUGCAGAGGAAAGGCAACAUCAUCCCUUUCAGUUUGCCUAGAGAGGCAAUGAAGGACACAGUCCUGGCUGGUUUCCACCUGCCCAAGGGCACUAUUGUAGUCCCAAACCUAUCCUCCGUGAUGCUUGACAAGAAGGACUGGGAAACCCCUCACAGCUUUAAUCCUGAGCAUUUCCUGAAAGACGGUCAGUUCUGGAAGAGGGAGGCUUUUAUGCCAUUUUCUAUAGGUAAGAUCAGCUGCAGUUUGAUGCUUCUGUGCGGAAGCACUGGGAUGGGGCUCCUAGCUGCACAAUGAAGACCCUGAGCAAACUAGUGAUGGUAACAGCAGGCAGUGGCUGCACCCAUGGGAGGUGCUGCUAUCCUACUGCCCAUAAUGGUGCAAACUAAACCCUUCCUUAGCAGUAACCAUGCAGCCACCUCAAAGCACCACUCCCAUCUCUUAGCCCCUUAUUCACAAACACAGGAAAAAAUGCUGGAGACCCCAACAGUGCAUUCAGCAAGGUGAGAGCAGUGCUCUGUGCUCCCAGUCCCACACAGCUGAGUUCAAUGGGCCUUGCCACCACCACCACAGGGUGCCCUGUCCUGGUCAGCAGC